This is a messenger RNA of Sesamum indicum (sesame), 1482 nucleotides long. RefSeq names its product AT-hook motif nuclear-localized protein 1. Lineage: Eukaryota; Viridiplantae; Streptophyta; Magnoliopsida; Lamiales; Pedaliaceae. Gene Ontology annotation, molecular function: minor groove of adenine-thymine-rich DNA binding. The record is from RefSeq and is a predicted model, not a curated record.
CUGUUAAUUCUCCCAUUUCUUGUUUCUGUGUUUUUUUGUGUGUGGGGGUGUAUUAACUUUUUUAUGGGUUUUGCAUGGCUUGAUUCUUAUGGGUUAGAAAACUUCUGCACUUGGGUACGAUUUCUAUUUGUGAUCGCAAAAAGAUUGAGUCUUUUUGUUUGGUCGGAGUGUUAAGCAAUAGAGCUAUGAACAUUGAAGAAAAAGCUUACUGUUCAUGGAAGUAUUUGAGGUUCGGUGCCGACUUUCAAGCUUUCAUUUUAAUCGAGCGUUGCUGUCUGAGUUUUGUUCUUGUAGGAACAUCAGAAGCAGACAAAUCUUCAUUGCAAGCGCCAUGGAUUCUGCCAAAGCAAUGGCUUCAGGGGUGACAGUAGUUGCUCCUGGAGCUCCAUCCAGCUACCAAAUGGCCCCAAGAACUGAGAAUUUGGAACCGGGAUCGUUGCCGAUGGCUUCGCCUUUGAUGGUUUCAGGUUCAGAAAGGAAGAAGAGAGGUAGACCUAGGAAGUACAAACCUGAUGAGUCUACAAGCAGGGUGUUGUCACCUGUGCCACUGUCGUCGUCAGCUCCACCUGCCACCGGCAAGUCCUAUGUGGAGGAGAAGAAGCCAACUCCUGCACGGCCCGUCAGUUCGGAGAAAAAACAUAGAAGUAAAGUUGGAGCUGAAAAAUUAGAUGACUGGGGUGACUGUUUUACGGGUUCAAGUUUUUUGCCACAUGUGAUCACUAUCAACUCUGGCGAGGAUAUUUCGACAAAGAUAAUGGAGUUCUCUCUACAAGGGCCAAGAACUGUUUGCGUAAUAUCCGGAAGUGGGACGGUGUCGAAUGUUACAAUUCGGCAUCCCAGCUCCUCCGGCGGCACUUUAACAUAUGAGGGUCUGUUUGAAAUUCUUUCCUUUUCCGGCUCAUUUACUCCAGUUGAGAUGCCGGACUCGAAAUUUGGGAGAUCCGGCAUGAUGGCCAUAAGUUUGUCUGGUGCCGAUGGUCGUGUGGUGGGAGGCUUAAUUGCUGGACUUACGAUAGCCGCCAGCCCUGUGAAGGUUGUCGUUGCGAGUUUUCUGCUGGGCAGUCCCUUUGUGCCGAAAUCCAGGAAGCAGAAAACGGAAGCAGCUUUCACAGUUGAUGCAUCAGGUCCAAAUGCGGCUCCUGCUACCAAUGUUGAUAAAAGGGUUCCUAAUGAGACACAACGGCCUAGCUGCUCUGCGUCUGAGAACCCGACUAAUUGGGCAGCCACGCAAGUUGCAGAGCGAUCAAGGAAAUCUACUGCGGACAUAAACAUAUCCUUACAGGGUUAGUCUUGUUCGAACCUUUGUAUUUAGUUUUAACCUUGCUGCCUGAUAGCUUGUGGUGAAUCAUGGUUGUGUGCCUGUUCUCGGUUUGCCAUUUCCGGUUGUUCCUCGCUGUGCAUUUUAGGCCAUCUCUGAUUGAAGGAGGCAGAACUCGAAACCUUUGUAAGAAUUUGAUGGAAUCUAACGUAUUUUUCUUGUUU